AUGGCGACGACCACCGAGCUUCUCGCCCAGUAUGAAGGCCAGAUCGUUCCUCGGUCCUUCAGCAGUGGCUUUGUCGUCGUCAGUUAUCUGGUCUCGUUCAUUGGUGCCGUCUGCACUCUCGAACUGAUCAACCGGCGAACAUCAAAGAAUGGACUAUACAACCAUCUCAUCCUCCUCGGCUCUGCUGUGACCAUGGGAGGCAUCUCCAUCUGGUGCAUGCACUUCAUCGGUAACAGAGCUAUCGAACUUGGCAACGGCGAGCCUGCACUUCACAUCGCCUACUCUCCGACAUUUACGGUACUGUCUUUCUUCAUACCGAUUAUUGUCCUACUGGUGGCCUUCGUCGCCAUUGGUGCAAACAACGACAUUGUCUGGUGGCGGACGCCGGUCGGAGGCAUCUUGGCUGGCGGUGCUAUUUGCGGCAUGCACUAUGUCGCAAACUCAUCCAUUGCCAACUAUCAUUGCGUCUACGAGCCUGGAAACGUCGUCGGCGCGGCAGUCAUCUCUGUGCUUGCCAGUACGGUGGCCCUGACGCUCUUCUUCGUCUCCCGAGCUUCGUGGAAAAAUUCUUGGUGGAAACGGAUGCUGUCUGGAGUUGUGCUCGCGGGCGCUGUGUCGGGCAUGCAUUGGUGUGCCUCCGUGGGAACAAACUACAGACUCAUCAGCCUGGCCGACACUGGCGCGCGGUCAUCACGUACGACAACCGUCGUUGUGGUUAUCUGCCUCUCAGUCGGAGCUGCCCUCGUGAUCGCAUGCACAGCUGUAUACACGAGACGCGCCAUGCGACGCUAUGCUGUUAAGGCUCAGCACAUUGUUCUCGCCGCGGCGGUGUUCGACCGCUCUGGUCGCAUCAUGGUCAAUCCAGAUGGGUUGCUUCCGAGCGAGAGAAUCACAGACACAUACGUGGAGAGGACUGCGAGCGAUAGCUUCAGUAUCGGAAACCCUCUCUUUCAUUGGAUGUUUCAGGCUUCUCGCAACUGGCAUGGACUACAGAGCAUCAUUCAGGGCAUGUCGAAGCACCUUCACCAACUGUCCAAAGACGACCGCGAGCACAGGGUGCGACUCCUCGACGACAAUGGCCACCAGAUCGAAAACUAUGGCAUCAUAUUCAAGGAGCUCUUCUGCGUAGCUGCCAUGAGCUUGGCAGACAAGAUGAAAGAGAGGCUGACAGAUGUCGGUAUUCUAUGGGGUGAGAUCGUGCCGACUGGAGCUACACCAAGAAGGCGCAGGGCUGACACGGGGGACGCUCUGGAUGUGGAGAAGUCGGGCGACCUUUCCGAGAAGGGCGAGAACUGGGCAUUCUCACAGCAUCAACACUAUGCUCGUGGCUCUCUCAUGUUCCUGGUUCGCCGUGUCGAGCAUGCCUAUGAAGUCGAAAAGCUGGAAGCCGCUGGUUUCCGAUUCGCGGAUAUCAACCAUGUCUGUGGCAUUAUUGGGUCGAGCAUGCAGAUACAGACCCGGAAUCUGGCUGGCAAGCUUGCCAACAUGGCAACGUACGCCGAGGACAACACCAUGCUGGAGCCCGGUGUUCACAUGGGCUUCUUCGCACUCAAGGCCACUGUCAACUCGGACUUCGCCUUCGACAUUCUGGUCAGAAAGGGAGCUCGAAGCCUUCUGCCUUCGCAGCAACUGCCGCUUGACCAUCUGGAACUGUGGCAGGAAGAGUUCGUGCGUCAAUUAGACCGCACGAACGUCCUCUCGUUGCUGCAGCGGUUGGAUACGAUGCAGAAGCUGACGCCAAAGGAGAUGCUUUUCGCCUCCCAGCUGUACGACGCCGUAGAGUCUCUGCGAGCCUGGAUCGACGACCCCAUCUUCAACGAUGCGCACCUGGUCGCCACUACAGUCAGAGUGCCUUGCCGUGCACAGAAUGGCACCAACACUGCCAUGACAUGUACUAUGAUCACUCUGCAGUUGGUCGUACCAAUCCAUGCCACCGUCAAUAGUCCGAAGUGCGAGUUCAUCCCCCUGAACUUCUUUAAGGCCAACCAGCUGGCCCACAAAGACUCUCCGUACCAUGCCAUCUUCUCCCGUCACGUGCACCGUGAGGUCUCACCGGUUGUCAACCAAGCAUUGCUGAACGCACCCGACCGGGUCUUGAUAGCGACGCGAAGGAGAUCAGGCCUCCGAGAGAAGGUCAGGGGUGUCCGGCAUGUCCUGAGAGCACGCUCGAUCUCCAAGCCCACAAUCAUGGAUGGGGAUGCUGUGGCUGCGCCGAGGAGACCUUCCAACGCAAGCACCAGCUCCACACUGAAGCUGUGGGAGCGCACCAGCAAUGAGCACAAGCGCAUCUUCAAGAUGCCCUCUCGGGAGAGAGGUGACCAUCGCGGGCUGGGCAAGAGCCAACAGCGGUCCGAGUUUGGCGGCAUCAUGGUGUCGCAGGAGAUCAAGGUUGAUGUGCGCGUGGCUGGUUCGUUGCCCUCGCCGGUGCCACCGACCGCUAUCGGGCCCAGCUCCAAACAUCUGGUCCGACACACGACGGCGGACAGCGCACUCGGAAGAGAGUCGAGGGCAGCUGCAGCCGCGGUCUUUGACGAUCAUGACGGCGAGGGCAACCACCACAGCAGUCAGCAAGGCCACGAGCUCGCAGCCAUGAACGAGCGGAGCGUGGUCGUGGCAUAUGACCAGGACAGCGGGCCCAUGCGGACAUUUGUGGACAUUCUAUUCCCGCUAUGCGUGGACGGGAGGAACGCCGAAGGCAGUUGA
Microdochium trichocladiopsis is the source of this 2703-nucleotide messenger RNA. RefSeq lists its product as uncharacterized. The record is from RefSeq and is a predicted model, not a curated record. The coding region runs from base 1 to 2703 and encodes 900 amino acids. Lineage: Eukaryota; Fungi; Ascomycota; Sordariomycetes; Xylariales; Microdochiaceae. The transcript has a single exon.